Onychostoma macrolepis is the source of this 1554-nucleotide messenger RNA. It is a transcript of the gene gatd1, whose product is annotated as glutamine amidotransferase class 1 domain containing 1. The coding region runs from base 227 to 868 and encodes 213 amino acids. The record is from RefSeq and is a predicted model, not a curated record. Lineage: Eukaryota; Metazoa; Chordata; Actinopteri; Cypriniformes; Cyprinidae. The transcript is spliced from 7 exons.
UGCGACUGUUUUACCCGGAACUUUAUAACCGACGGACCAUGAAAACAAGCAGCUGAUCAAAUGAUCUUAGUUCUGUGCUUUUAUCGUAAAUUUAAUUACUUUAUUACAUUUCAGUACAUGUAUUUAGAAGGUUAUUGUUAGCGUUAGUAUUGCCAUUAUCCUUUGUUAAUGCUCAGUCUGUAUAAACAGCGAAAAACAGUCAAUUUGGAGAUCUUAAGCAUCUAUAAUGACAUCUAAACCUACAUGUCUGAUUGUGGCCAGUGCUGCAUCUGCAGGAGUUUCAGCGCGGUCGUUCCAUCAGUGUUUUCAUUUGUGCAGUUCAGUGUUUAACCUGCAGACAGCGACACCUGGCGGGAAGUCCAUCGACUUUGCCGGUGUGGAUGACAGCACGGCCCGAUGGGUGCAAGAGUUCAGCGUCAAACCCUACGCCAACCCGGCCAAGCUGGAGUCUAUCGAUGGUGCCCGCUAUCAGGCGCUGCUGAUUCCUGACUGUCUGGGAGCCCUGAACGAUCUCGCCCACAGCGGAUCCCUCGCGCGAAUCCUGUCCCACUUCAUUUCUCAUCAAAAGCCGGUGUGUGCUGUGGGACAGGGUGUAGCUGCUCUCUGCUGCGCUACAGAGGAACAGAAAUGGAUAUUUAGUGGCUACAGCAUGACUGGGCCCUCUGUGUUUGAGCUGGUACGUUCUCCUGAAUUUGCCAACCUGCCGCUGAUUGUGGAGGAUUUCAUCAAAGACAAUGGUGGAUCUUAUACAGCGAGCAUCGAGGACGCCGUUCACGUGGUCCUGGACCGCCAUCUUGUAACGGGCCAGAACGUUCAGUCCACAACAGCAGCCGUCAAUAACCUGAUUCUGCUGUGCAACAGCAGAUAAACGCUUCACCUGUUCAGAAGGGAACGAACAAGGGACCACGCCACGAAAUGUGAACCAGAAGUGUUUUAGAAAUUGACUGUUGAAAGCACAUUCACAAAUAUGAAAAUCAUGCCAAGAUGUCACUCCAGAGUUUACUUUAUCACUUAAAAUUCCAUUUAAGUAAAUUUUAUUUUUUUCUGUCUAUAAAAUAUUUUAAUUUGAAUGCUUUGAAAGGAGCAUAUAUUAAAAGAAAAACCUGUGAAUGCAUUUCAAAGCUAUGCACUGUAAUAAAAGGCUUAUUUUAACUACAAUUUUUACUCUAGAAUUUCACCCUAGAACAUUACAAUGACUAAAAAGCACCACUUUUCAGCUUUUAAAUGCAUCAGACUUCAAUUUGUUAGUGCAAACAUGAUUAUGAUGGUCUUUGGUUAUGAAGAGUGUCACAGAUGUUGUUAUGAAGCCUAACUUUUGAACAUUCUUGUGAAGUGUAAGAUGUUUUUUAUAUAUAUAUAUAUCCUGUUAAUAUGUAGAUCAUAAGAGGAACUGAUCUGUCAUGAGAUGUUUUAUCUUGCUUCAUCUCGUCAAAAAAAAAAAAAUGCUAUGCUGUGCUGCUUUAACAAGGUUAUGAUUUGCAGCGUAAAAGAAAUUAAGUCUGUAAUGUGCAGUAUUAUGAACAUAACAGUAUGAAAAACCAAAUAUGUACCUUA